AUGUUGGACUUUUUCACCAUCUUGACCAAAGGAGGUAUAGUCCUUUGGUCAAGAACGUUCGCAAGAGUGCAAACCUCCCCUGUGGAUCCAUUGAUUAAAGAAGUUUUGAUAGAAGAACGUGCUGGCAAGAGCGAAUAUGUAAAAGAUUCGUACUGUUUAAAAUGGACUUUUGCAAACGAACUCGAGUUGAUCUUUGUGGUAGCGUACCAGAAAAUUCUCCAACUGGCUUAUAUAGACGAACUAUUGUCAACGGUUAAAAAGUACUUUUGUGACAAGUUCGCAGCUCUUAUCAGAGACACUUCGAAAAUCCAUGACUUUGAAUUCGACAACGAUUUUGAUAUAAUUCGCGCCCGACUAGAAAGAAAAGGGGAACAGGAGAGAAGACAAGCGCCUCGGAAAUUCGAUCAAACGAAAAAGUACAAAGCAACGUUGGAUGCCGCAAAGACGGGUAACGACGUAAGUGAUCUCCGUAAUCCGCAGGAAGCAGUUUCUGAGAAUCAAGGCGCUUUCACUGCAAACAAAAAUAGUCUUGCCCGCGAUCAAAGCCAGACGCGAAAGAAAGUAAUGCGAAAAUGGGAUGACAAAGUGAGCAAGGAAGAAGCCGCGAGUCUGGAUUAUAGCAACUCGAAGAAUUCGGAACUUGAUUCGGCAGAAGUAAUUCGAAACUUUGUUGACGAAAGCAAACUCGGACGGCAUUUCCAAGAUGGUCGUUACGAAAAUAUCACGGGCCAGAAAGAAUUAACUGAACGAGACUUGGCGCCGGUCAUGGCUAAUAUGAGAGAACAUUUGAUUAAAAAGAACGUUGCCGCUGAUAUUGCUUCCCAUCUGUGUGAUUCCAUUACCAAGAAUCUGGUCGGACAAAAGUUGGGCAGCUUUAGAAGUGUGCACUCGGCGGUGAAGCUUUCGAUGGAAGCCUCUUUGACAAAAAUUCUAACACCGAAGACAUCAGUCGACCUGUUACGUGACAUAGCGCAAGCACAAUCAGAAUCCCGUCCAUAUAGUAUCUGCUUUAUCGGCGUCAAUGGAGUUGGCAAAUCGACAAACUUGUCCAAGACCUGUUUCUGGCUUUUGCAGAACAAUUUGCGCGUUCUUAUUGCUGCAUGUGAUACCUUUAGGUCGGGUGCAGUUGAACAGUUGAGAGUACAUGUGCGGAACCUUAAUAUGUUGGGACAAGGGAAGGGAGUGGAGCUAUAUGAGAGAGGCUAUGGCAAGGAUGCCGCUGGCAUCGCAAAGGAUGCUAUUUCAUAUGCAAAAGCAAAUAGGUUCGACGUUGUAUUGAUUGAUACAGCAGGAAGAAUGCAAGACAAUGAACCUUUGAUGCGAGCUUUGGCAAAGCUUGUAACAGUAAACGAUCCGGAUAAAAUAAUAUUUGUCGGCGAAGCGCUGGUUGGUAAUGAAGCAGUCGAUCAACUAACAAAGUUCAAUCAAGCAUUGAAAGACUUUUCCGGACUACAAAGCCCAAGACAAAUCGAUGGAAUAAUAUUGACCAAGUUUGAUACAAUCGAUGAUAAGGUUGGUGCAGCAUUAUCAAUGACUUAUACAACAGGACAGCCAAUACUGUUUGUCGGUACUGGACAAACGUAUACUGAUUUAAAAAACAUGAAGAUUGGGCAUGUUGUCCAAUCUUUGAUAAAAGGCUAA
Messenger RNA from Paraglomus brasilianum, 1641 nucleotides. NCBI's taxonomy places the organism in Eukaryota, Fungi, Glomeromycota, Glomeromycetes, Paraglomerales, Paraglomeraceae. The record is from the annotation of a GenBank genome assembly.